This is a messenger RNA of Microcebus murinus (gray mouse lemur), 1625 nucleotides long. Lineage: Eukaryota; Metazoa; Chordata; Mammalia; Primates; Cheirogaleidae. The record is from RefSeq and is a predicted model, not a curated record.
GCUGAAAUAAUCAACAGGCUGAAUGGGACUUGUGCCCUCUCCCAAGAGGUAGGGCAGAACCUACCCUACCUCUCCCACCAGCAGCAGGUCUUGGGAGCCAUGGAGAGGGCUAAGCACAUCUCUGCUCCUGAGCUGAACUUCAUCAUCUGACAGCUGCUCCAAGCCCACCAGCUGGCCCAGCUGCAGGCUCUGUCCCUGCCUCCAACCCCAUUGCCUGUGGGGCCACAGCCGCCUUCGCUGCCAGCGGUCCGUGCGGUCACCGGCCUCCUCUUGCUGUCCGCACAGGGCUCUCAGGCCCAUUUUUCCAAGGAAGACAAGAACGAGCAUGACGGAGACACCAGGAGGAUGAUGGCAAGAAGCAUAACUGUGUCGCCUGAUGAAGAACAAAACUUGAAUCAUUACGUACAAGUUUUAGAGAACCUAAUACUGAGUGUUCCCACUAGGGAACCAGCCCGUGCAAAAAAAUCAAAGUCUUCAAAAAGUGCCUACUCUAUAGGAUCGAGGGUUUCAAAAUUAAAGGAGAUAAUUACACCUGGAGAAAAUUCACCUGAGAAUGCUGUUAUAAUCAGUCCUAUCAGUGAAGGAACUACACCCCUCCCUACUAGCGGCUUCACACUAGGAGGAGGGAGGAAAAAACGCACUAAAAGUACAGCAUUCUGGUCGAUCAAACCAAAUAACAUUUCUGUUGUUUUACAUGCAAAAGAACCUUAUAUUGAAAAUGAAGAGCCAGAGCCAGAGCCAGAGCCAGAGCCAGCGCCAGCGCCAGCGCCAGAGCCAGAGCCAGAGCCGAUUGUGAAACAUACUAGGGCACCAAAAUUGUUGCCAACUGUUGUGAAAAAAUUUACAACUCCAUGGGUCACCACAAGGAAAUCAACUUUCACCUCUUUCAGUAGAAGCACUGAGAUGGAGAUCUCUGCAGAGUCAGAAGAUGUCCCUCAGCUAUCAGGCGAAACUGAAAUAGAAAAACUUGAAGAACCAACAUUUGACAAACACUCACAGACUUUGAAUAAUGAUGACAUUCUGAAAAAAAUUUCAGAUAUUAAUUUACUGGUGCAACAGGCACUUCUUACUGACACCAGCGAUCCACAAUUAAAAGAAGACAUCCAAGCCUCCAAAGAGCACCUAAAGCGAAGCCUUGCUCUAGCAGCAGCGGCAGAACAUAAAUUAAAAACAAUGUAUAACUCUCACUUGUUUUCAGGAGAAACCGGUAAUGAAAUUGAUGACAUUGAAACUGUUAUUAACAUGCUGUAUAAUUCUAGAUCUAAACUAGAUGAAUAUUUAGAUAUUAAAUAUGUUCCACCAGAGAUGAGAGAAAAAGCUACUACAGUAUUCAAUACAUUGAAAACAAUAUUAUGUGUAGGUCAAGCAGAAACUGGAAGUCUUAUUAGGAGGUUGUUAAGCAAUAAUAUAAAAAUCCUAAACCUACUUGACAUACCAUGACAAAGUUGAUUUAAGCAAACUGCAUUCAUUCACAGGAGAAAUAAGCAUAUUAGUGAUUUCACAAAUUGUACAAAAAUAUUUUCUGUUGUAGUUCAAUGUGCUAACAUCUUUAUAUGUCAUGUGUCAUGAAAAUUUUUCACACACACGAAGACUCUAAUAAUUUGCAAUAAAAUUUUGGUUCAGGA